UCCAACAUGGCAGCCAAAAUAUUGACGUGUCGAAAAUUUCAUGAGCUUUUUGCGUUUUCUCUGCUCUUGUUGCAUAUUUCAGUUGCAUAUGGCGAGAAAAACAGCCUUUUGGCAAAUUCAAAUAAAGAACGUGAAGAGUUUCUGCCUACAGUAAUGGUCGCCACUCUUGUGAGAAAUAAAGCCUAUGCACUACCAUACUUUUUCGGGCUGCUGGAGAAGUUAGAUUAUCCCAAAGAUCGGAUGGCGAUAUGGCUUUAUUCAGACCAUAAUGUGGACAACUCAACAGAAGUGAUAAAAGAAUGGGUAGCCGCAAUGGAAAACCAGUAUAACUCUAUAGAGUUCAUCUAUGAUGAUACGAAAGAAGGUUACCGUGGGGAAAAAAGUCCCUGUGACUGGACGCUGGGGAGAUUCCAACAUGUGUUGACUGUACGGGAAAAGGCACUUGAGGCUGCAAGGCUCAUGUGGGCUGACUAUAUAUUGAUGAUAGAUGCUGAUGUGAUGAUAGAAAAUCCUUUGAUGUUGAGAAGACUAAUUGAAGAGAAACAGACAGUUAUAGCGCCAAUGAUGAGAAGCUCCGUUGCCGAGUCAACUUACGCCAACUUCUGGGGUGCUGUCGACGAGAACGGAUUCUACAAGCGAAUCCCGGAGUAUUUUAAGGUCCUGGAUCGGGAGUUUGUGGGAACUUUCUUGGUUCCAAUGGUCCAUACUGUGUUUCUGGUGGACUUAAGGGAUAAACUUUCAGGCAAUCUUACCUACUUGAUGCCGCCAGAUUACGGGAAAUCUGAGGAUGAUAUUAUUUUAUUUGCUGACUCCGCUAAAAGGGCUGGUGUGCCUAUGCAUGUACUGAACACAGAGCAUUUCGGUCAGAUCAAUAUACCGCUUGAAAGCUACCACAAUCUCAUGAUCGAGAGAGAACAGUUCAUGUAUGCCCUGGUGGAAACAUUAGAUGCAGACAACCCAGAAAUGGCGCCAGGGGUUGACUAUAUUAUUGAAGGGCGAGGUUUGAUUCCUUCACCACAUAUCAGUAUGCGUUCGGAGGCGAAAGACAGGCUGGGAUUUGACAAGGUUUACAUGGUAAACCUAGAGCGGCGUUCUGAGAGACGCACGAGGAUGAUGCAUGUUUUUGACGUGCUUGGGAUUGAAGCUGAAUGGGUGCCAGCGGUUGAUGGAAAACAGUUAAACGCCUCAUAUAUUGAGUCCCUUCAGAUACAAAUAUUGCCUGGUUUCUCAGAUCCGGUGAAAGGCAGACUUCUGAAUGAUACCUAUCUGUACAAAGACCUAAAAAUUGAAGUUGUUCCCGGCUUUAGCGAUCCGUACGGUGGAAGGCCUAUGACGAUGGGAGAAAUUGGCUGUUUUUUGAGCCACUACUUUAUCUGGAAGGACAUGCUUGAGAAAGGGUACAAAGAUGUGGUUGUGUUUGAAGAUGAUCUGAGAUUUGAGCCGUAUUUCCGCAGCAAGCUGAACCAUAUCAUGAAGCUUGUGAAACAUACCGUACCAGACUGGGACCUCAUCUACUUGGGCAGAAAGCGACUUAACCGUAAAGAUGAGAGAUUUGUUGAGGGAACGGACAACAUUGUUUGGCCCAGCUACUCAUACUGGACACUGAGUUAUCUGCUGUCCGCGCAGGGAGCCAAGAAACUUCUCGCACAGAUGCCGUUACAGAAUUUGCUUCCAGUGGAUGAGUACCUGCCAGUGAUGUUUGAUCAGCAUCCGGAGAAAUCAUGGAAGGAGCCAUUUCAUCCCCGAGACCUAGUUGCCCUUUCCGCCGAGCCGUUGUUGAUUUACCCCACCCACUACUUGGGAGAAGCCAACUACAUCUCCGACACUGAAUUUUCUGAACUGAUCAUUGACAAAACUGACCACAACAGAGCUGAGGUACCUCAGUCUGCUCCAGAAAGUGAUUUGAACCCAAAGGAGAAUUUAACCCCAGGAGCUGAUAUUACCCAAAAGGGUCCAGAAGGAAUGGAAAGUAUGAAACAUAUCCAAGAUGAGUUAUGACACAAACAAUCUUAAGUUAAAAUGUAAAUAUUGUUCAUACUAUAUUUCUCCUAAUAAGCAACCAAUGGUCAUGUCAUGUUUAAGAGCUUCUAAGCUCUGAUAAUCUAGUUCAAAAUUUUCCAUAAAAAUUAGUUGUAUGAAAGUCAACAAAAUGGCCAAACAAGUCUCACAGCCAAAUAAUGUUUUCAUUUUACUAAUCAAGGUUGUUGUUGUUGUUAUUAUUAUUAAGGACAUAAAAUCUGUGAAAUUGUGCAGGAAAACACCCCCUGCACGUUCAUUCAGGGCAUGUCUAUCUAUUAGAACUUUUACGGUACAUGUUUGUAUGUUCCGACCAACCAGUUUUUUGUAUUGAAAUCCAUUUGUGGUACCCACCUGCUUUAUAUUUUGUGAUAUUCCUCUGAAGCCAAUUUUAAAAGUUAAGAUGUUUAAAUGUUUGUACCAAAAAAAUUAUUAUUACAUUGCAUCGCUGUAGAAAAACCAUAACUGCUUUUGUUCUUCAAUCUGCUUUUUAUUUUGUGAUAUGUUAUAUAUUGAGCGAUAACUUACAUAUUAUCUUAAGUGUCACACAUUUUGCAUGGACAGAAAUUGGCGGCAUCAUAAUGUACAUUUUGCCUAAUGUUUUUUUGUCAUAUAUUUUUUGUAUUGAUUAUUAUUUCAGUCAUGUUCAAGAAUUGAAACCCUUUUAGGUCAAAAUCAGUGAACUUAUACCACAUGCAUAUAAUGGGUCUUUUAUGGCUGAUAUUAAGAAAAAGCACACAAACACUUUUUUUUCUCAAUAUUGUUUUCUAAGCAUUUUUGCGUAAUGACAUAUUCAGCAGAAAAAAAAAAAUACAACAAAAAGGAGGUGACAUAACGUCAUUAACUGUUUUAUGAUGGCACAUCAUUGAGGGACAAAACAAUUGAUGUUGAAAAAAAUAUGAUAUAGACUCAUACAAAUGAAGAUUAAAAUAUUAUCAAUCACAUGUGAUACAGUAGCCUAUUAGAAAUUGAGUUAUAAAAUCAUAGUACAGCCGAACCUAGUAAUCUCGUACAAGCUUGGCUUGAAUUCCUCUUUGGCUCGAACUAGUGUGAGGACCAAUUUUUCUAUACUGAAGGUUACACAAUCCCGCUUGGCUAGAAUUUUCCGAGGCUCGAGGUAUUUUCACCGGUCCCUGGGAGAUUUAGCCAACAGGUUUCGACUGUAAUAUGGAAGGCAUUCAUUUUUUUGGCUGGAGCUUAUACUUCUGGUCGUGUGGACUGUCAUCUUAAAAAUGUUAAUGUUAAAUGUUAACCAUCAUCAUGACGGAUACUCAGGGCUGAUUGUUCAGAACUUUGUUUGUUAACAAUGUUGUUAACACAUUUAUGUACUCAUUUAUUUGCACAUCCUUGGCACCCAAGCGUAUCAUAACAUAUAUGAUACCCUGGGCAAAUCAGCUGUAAAAAUCUCAUACUCAUUAAUAAUUCAUAAGGUGAAAUCAAGCCGCUUAAUUGGUCACAUGAGACAAACCUCAUGUGGUGCGGAAAUGGCCGUGAAGUUACGGAUGUAAUCUGGGUUCGAAAUAAUCCAAUGAGAUUACAGCUUACAAAUCGUUUUAGGCAGGAUGUUGUUAAAUAUGCCGGUGGCUCUUCACAAAGAAGAUUCUUUCCUUAUUGGUAUCGGCUAUUUCAUUGGUCGGAAAAUGCUUAUGAAUAUUCAAGAUUUACGAAGUUUCCCUAGUCAAUUUGCCCAGGGUAUCAUUAUCGGUUAUGGUACGCUUGGGUGCCGAGGAUGAUAUUUGCAUAAAACAAGUACAUAUCUUGUUAGGAAAUUGUUAAAAGCAACGUUGUUGACUUAUUCACACAUUUAUGUGCUCAUAAAUAUAUAUAUAUAUAUAUGCAUAAAACAAGUACAUAUCUUGUACAGAUCACAAUUGUAUCCAAUUCCAUUCAACUUCAAGUGCAAUAACGAUUUUAAAGUUAACAACAAUGACGUUAACAACGUUGUUAACUUUAACAAAGUUGUGAACAAACAGCCCAUUGAUUGAAAAUCAAAAUGUUUUCGCGUAAACGAAUACUGAAAUAUGUAUAAUGGUUAUCUCAGGGGUCUUGCAUGAAAUUCUGAUUUUAUGCCAUCUUAUUCAUGUAUUUUGUGAGUUGAUAGUACUCCAGAAGGUUUUGUCAAUCACACUUUUGUGCACAGUGGUCAAAAAGUGGCUCAGGGAGAGCAAUAUUCGAUAAGCACAUAGAGAGUUGAUUUUUCUACCUUCUGUUUCUGUGGGUAGGAGUGAUUUAGGAUUAAAUGAUUGGGUGUUUUUCGGUGUAUGAAAACGAAUAUCCAUUCACUGACCGAAUUGUUAUUAUAUCCAGAUUAAGCAAAAUGCUGAAAUAGUCGAUGUUUUUAUUAACACUCAUCAUUUUAAAUUUCUCUAGGGAAAUUAAACUACAUUACUGAAAAUAACUAUUUCAAAGUAAUUGAACUUCAGCUGUUUUAAAACAGGGUCAGCUUCACUUGUUUUAUUGAGUGUUGUUUUUAUGCCAUCCGCUGGGGUUAUAUUACAAAAGCAUCUGAAAGCUGCAUUCACACAAAAUGAUCAUUUUGACAUUUAAAAAAAUACAUAAAAAAUGUCUUUUAAUGAGCCAAUUUUCACAUAAAUGUCUGUAAGCCAGUGAUAGAAAAUUGCUGUCAAAAAGAUCAGAUUGCAGUGUUUCAUAUUAGCGUUCCAAUUUUUUUUAUGGCUUAGAGCGUUACUAAUGCUUUAAGAAAAAUAUCAUUUUCAGCAGUAUUCUGAACAGUUAAGAUCUGUUAUAGUAGGCAUUGAUAACAAAACAAGCUGAUUCUGAGACAAUUUUUUAAAAAAAUGUCAAAUCUGUGGGAUUGCAGCUUUAAAUUAAAAUUUUACCUUUUCCUAAUAUAUUCAACAAUUCUCUUAGCUGAUUUCACUGGAAGAAAGUCUUAUGCUUAGUGCUUUAUCUGCUAUUGCAAUAUGGAAACUUUUGAAGAUUUUAGAUAUGAAAACUCCAUUUUAAAGAAUUAUUUUUUCUCAAGAAAUAUAAUAAUUCGGAAUUUUUCAUUUACGUUCAAAUAUGUUAAAAUGUUUCUGUAAUGUGGACCCAGAGGUUUACUGAAAAUGUUGCCUUUAUCAGAAUACGAAUGCAAUCAAAGGAUAUACAUGUACAUUCAUCCAAGAAAGCAUGAUAGGCAUUGGAUGGUGAUAAUUCCUGCUGGUCUUUUUUUCCAUCAUUUUUGUCCGAAAACUUUAAUGUUAGUCAUAGCUUGUUUAACAUUCAUUAUAUUAUGCUAUCCAUCAAAUGGUACACAUGCUUGUUUUUACAAUAUGCAAAAGUAGCAAUUCUUGUUACCCUUGUUGAAAAAAAAGUUGUUUUAUGCCCUAAAAAUGGCCGAGAAAAACUGACAAGUGUGUCUGCUUGUUGUUUAAUUUUUAAAAUGUGUAAUUAGCAAACCCCAAACUAAAGAAUGACAUUGGUAUAAACUUUGUUAUUGUAUCCACUGUUUAUAUUUUAUUGAUAAUUGUUUUAUAUGAUUACAUUAUAAAAAUACAAUUUAGAGUAUUAUGCUAGAUUAAAUGUAGAUAUAGUGAUGUAUUGUUUGCUUGAUUCUUCCUUUAGAUUUAUUCUCUAAGUUUCACAAAUAAUCUUAACUUCUAUAAAUGUGCAAUUAUCUGAUAAAGUUUCUAGUCAAUUUGUAAAAUUGUUGCCAUGUUGAUAAGCAUAAUAGUUGCAUAAUUUUUAAGAGACAUGUGUUUGAUGGUGCUAUGAGACGUAUGGUUCAGAAAUAUGGGGAUUAAAAAAAAUUUUUUUUUAAAAAGGUAUGAACAUGCAGAAAGAGUACAUACCCAUGUCUUCAAAAUGAUUUUUUUUGUUCAUAAUGUGCCAUAUUUGUGUUUACAUAUAGCAUUACAUUAUUUCUAUUGAUUGCCAAAACUGUAAAAUGUCCUAGCCUUCUUAUGUCAUAUGCUGAUAAGCAUUUCGGCAAUCAAGGGGCAAAUUAUGAAUUGUUUGAUCUGCUUAUAAGGAGGCAUGAAAAUAUGCUUGAAAAGUUGAGAGCAGGGGACUAAACUUGUCUUUUUUGGUAUUCAGUUGUCAUUGUAUGAAUCGGUGUAUGAUUACUGAAUGAAUUGUGAUGUGUAUGUUAAUUUGUAUGAAUUUUACUGUAUACAUGUAAUUUUACUUUUUACUAUUGUGUUGUAAUUUUAGUUGCUUGCAUAGUAAAUCACACAUUUCCUACUAAUCAUGUAGUUUUAAUAUUUUAUAGUGAUUAUAUAAUUCACACACUUUGUACUGAUUAUGAAAUUCACACAUUGUUCUACUAUAAUUGCAUAAUUCACACAUUUUCUACUGAUUAUGGAAUUUUCUACUGAAUAUGGAACAUUUUUAGCUCGACUAUUCGAAGAAUAAGGAGGGCUUUACUACUCGCCCCGGCUUCUGCGUCCGGUUAAAGUUUUAGGGCAAGUUGGGAUUUUCACUUAUAAGUCCAAUACCCUACAUUCAAUUGACUUAAUACUUCACACAGUUGUUCAGGGCCAUCACAUGAUGAGGUUAGAUAACUACAUAUCAUUCUUUACACAGAUUAUGGCCCCUGAUUGACUAUGGAACUUAGGUUAAAGUUUUAGGGCAAGUUGGGAUAUUUAUUAAUAACUUUUAUACCCUUCGUUCAAUUGACUUAAUACUUCACACAGUUGUUCAGGGCCAUCACAUGAUGAGGUUAGAUAACUCCAUAUUAUCCUUUACACAUAUUAUGGCCCCUGAUUGACUAUGGAACUAAGGUAAUAGUUUUAAGGCAGGUUUGGAUAUUUAUUAAUAACUUUUAUACCCUUUGUUCAAUUGACUUAAUACUUCACACAGUUGUUCAGGACCAUCACACAAUGAGGUUUAUUUACAUAACUCCAUAUUAUCCUUAAUACAAGUUAUGGCCCCUGUUUGACUUAGGUUAAAGUUUUAGGGCAAGUUAAAGUUAAGGGCAAGUUGGUAUUUUAAUAGAAAAACUUCUAUAUCUUUCAUUUAAUGCACUUAAUAAAAUUCAAAAUUAUUGACGACCAUCUUACAACAAGAAAUAUAACUCCAUUUUAACCCUAAAUACAAAUUAUGGCCCUUGAAUUAUUAUUAUUUUUUUUUUUUUUAAAUUUCUUUUGAAAGGCAUAUUUGUAUAUUCUUAACCACAUUUUUAUAAUGGAAAAUCAAGUUAUUUGAAUGACUUGCGUCAUUGUUAGGGCAGGCUGGUGGGAGGGCAGCAUCAAAGUCACCUUAUGUAUCGAAUAAUUUUAGUUAGGUUUGACAUAAAGAGACCAAACUUGGUUAUAUUACAUCGUUAUUGUAUUCACUUCUAAGUCAAAGCGGCGUAGUCGAGCGCGCUGUCUUAGGACAGCUCUUGUUAUAUUAUUGAACACACAUUUCAUACUAAUAAUAUAAUUUUCACAUUUUAUAAUGUUUAUAUAAUUCACACUUUUAUACUGAUGAUAUAAUUUACACAUUUUCCAAUUGAUUUCUGAAUGCCAUAUGUAGAAUCCUGCCAUAUUUUUACUUAUUUUGUCGCUGUCAUAGUAUGUGUACAGUGAUGUAUCAUAUAAAUAUAUUGAUAUUUAGAAUACAUAUUGAAAAAAAUAAAAAAAUAAAUUGUGUUCCUGCCAAUUUAGAUGUUUUCCUAGUUAAUGGAUUUAAUGUAGGUGUAUUGUGUUGUUUGUGCAAAAACUUAACUCUAAAGUUUUAACUUAAAGGGGCUGUACUCUGUAUGAUAAAAUAGCUAAAAAAAAGAAAAUUGACAUAAACUUGGCAUCAAUGUGUACAAUGCAUUGAAACUUACUAACUGAAGUACCACAUAGUUUACAAUUUAUUUAAGUUUAGCAGUUAUUUCGUAUUUUUCCAUUAAAAAAGUUACUGGGUAUGUGUACCUAGUAGAAUUCAUUCCUUGUGCGUGAUUGGCUAGUCGGGGUUAUCACGUGAUAUUACCGAGUUAGGUCUAUAGCUUAAUUAUGUCACCCGAUUAGAGAAAGGCAUCAUAGAUCAGUGGAUAUGAUGCUGGACUGCAAUUUUGCCGACAUGGGUUCGAACCCGGUCUCUGACACAAUUUUUUUUUAACAUUUUGGUACUUUUUUUUCAAUUAUGAUAUCAAAGUGUAACACAUUCUAUUAGAUAUUUGUCCUGAGAUUUGUUACAGAAAUAAACUCUUUUUUUGUGCCAAUCUGGUGUACAGUCCCUUUAAGAAGUGUUCAGGAUAUUUAGCUGAAAUUUGGUACAUAAGUUGCAAGAGACAAUAUGAAGAUAUACAGCAAGGCCCGUAACUCUGGCUUAAAUAACUGUUAAGUUAUGCUCCUUGUUUGAAUGAGAAAAAAAAAACAGACAAGCAUUGCCGUUUGCUCUUGUUUAUUGUUUACAUGUUAUUUUGUUUUAAAGGUAUACACUUACUGUAUUGAUUCAAAAUGCAUUUAUCCAUUUACCAUUAAUCUGGGUCAACAACUAUAUGUAGUUUGUCAUAAAAACCAAGUUAGUUGUAAGUGACCUUACUUUUUGAAAAGAUGUGUCUGCCAUAAUUUCUGUAGAGUUCUUAAUGCAAUGGCAUCAUUGUUGUAUUUACAAAUCAAAUAAAUUUGCACACUUUUA
Messenger RNA from Mya arenaria, 8571 nucleotides. Its product is annotated as glycosyltransferase 25 family member-like. NCBI's taxonomy places the organism in Eukaryota, Metazoa, Mollusca, Bivalvia, Myida, Myidae. The transcript is spliced from 15 exons. Bases 7 to 1998 code for a protein of 663 amino acids. The record is from RefSeq and is a predicted model, not a curated record. Gene Ontology annotation, molecular function: procollagen galactosyltransferase activity.